UUUCUUUGAUUCUUUCUUUUUUCUUUUCUUCCUAUUUUGAUUUCUGAAUUUAUUGUAGAAGCAAAACGUUUAUUUAUUUAUUUAUUUCUUUGAUGUUUUUGAAUAAUUUUCAUUAUAAUCACCACACAUUAUCAUUGAAACAAAACAAAAAGAAGUUGACCUUGUUAUUAUAAUUAUAACUUUUGAUGAGUUUUUUUUUGUUGUUGUUGUUGUCGUCCACCUCCUACCCGUUUUGUUUAAAUUUCUUUUCUUACGAUAUCAUUUUGUUUUCUUAUUUUUUGAUUUGUCCGUCUGUGUGUUUGUGUGUGUGGACACAACAUUUUAUUGGUUUUGAGAUUCUUUAUUAUUAUUAUUAUUUUUUCUUUAAAAUUCCGUCGGUGAUUUUAUUCGUCGUCGUGUCGAUAAUCACUAGACCCCCGACACCUACCCAACUCCUUCGUAGAUUCCUAAUCUUCCGUAUCGUUUUUUUUUUCUCUCUCUCAGUUUGUUAUUUAGUUUUCAUUCUGUUAAAUUUCAUUUUCUAGAUUUAUAUCAAUUUAUUUUAAAAAAAGUCAAUUUUAAAGGAAGGAAUUGUUUGAUUUCUCAAGUCGUGUGUGUUUGCACGUCAGAAAAUGUGCAGUGUGUCUGCCCAGCGUCAAGACACGUCAAUUUAUUCAUAAAUUUCAAAACUGUUCACUUUACGACGUGUUUUACUUGACGCCCAUUGGCAGACACGCUGAUGCAAAUCUUUUUUUGAAUAUCGAAAUAUUUAAAAAAACGCAAUAUGUAAACUACAACUUGUAAAAAACAAAAAAAAAAACAUUGUCCAACCAUCACCUGCGGCCGAACAACAAAACUUUUAAAGUCCCGGACAUUCGCGUUCGACCCAUUCGGCUGACAACACAUCGGUCCCGUCGCCAAUUGUUGCAGCGAUGACAACACCGGUUCAUCCCCCAUCGCAGUCUACGACUCCAGUCAACCACAACAACACGACUACCAGCAACAACAGGCAAGCAGCCAACGGCAUCCCGACUCACCAUUACGGCGAUCAUCACGCUGGAAGCGGCCGCGGUGGCAACUCUGCCGGCGUCCUCGUCUUACCGCCGACAUCGGCUGCAGCGGCUGCGGCGGCCGCCGCUGCAGCAGCCGCUUUCAAUUACGGAGCCAUGGCCCAUUUUGCCGGCCUGUCGUUGGAGAAUUUCAACAACCAUAUGCAACAGCAACAGCAACAGCAGAGUGGCAAUAACAGCACGACAUUAGUGGACUCUGCGCAACAGCAACAGUCGUCUCUGAAUCAUUUGAAUCAUCUCCUCCAUCAGCAGACGCAACAACAUCAUCAUCAGUUUGAUCUGUCGUCAUCGGUUGAAGACUCCGUUCUGGCCGCAGCCGCUACGACGCUCAUCAACCAGCUGUCACCGCAAGAGCCUACCUAUGUCAACCUGUAAAUGAGGAGAAACCGUCGAAUCUCAUCUUGGAAGAGGAAGAAAGAAAGAAAAAAGGAUGACCAAAAAAAAAAUUCGAAUAGAAACCAGAAACAUUUUGAAAGAAAAAGAAAACCCACGACAAAAAGGAAAGAUGAACAAACAAAUGAAAAGAAUGAUUGAUUAUGCCAGACGGACUCCCCGUUCCGAACCAUUUAAUUCUUUUGAUGAAUCUCUCUUCCGUUUCCCUACUCCUCCUAUCACCCCCCUUCUAAAAAAACAAAUGCAAACAGAAAAUAGAAUAUCUAGAAGCGACGCGAGAACGACACAUCAUCGACCGGCACACACAACAAAUUUUGACAAGGUGUUGGAAUCUUUUUGACCGUGCAAACUCAUCUCGUGAUGAACAUUAUUUAUUUUAUUUUUUUCGAUUAAUUUUUAUUUAUUUAUUUUUUAUUAGAUUUUUUUUUUUGUUAUAAUUUUAUUAUGUUGGUCUGUUUGUUGUUUUUGUUAUUCCGGCUGUCCUCCCUCUUCUAGACCGACACGUUUUCUUCUUAAGUUGCUGCAUUAUUAUUUUGUUUGUUUCUCUUAAUUCGUUUCACGUUUUGUAUGAGAUUUUUGUUGUUGUUGUUGUUGUUGUGUUGAUUGGAUUUUAUUGAUUGAUUUCUCUUUUCACUGUCAGAAAGGCACAACAACAAAAAAAAAGAAUUAUUUCAUUUGCAUUUUUUAAGGUUGUUCUUCUUGUAAUUCGACGGAUCUAUUUUUCUCUUCUCCAGCAAAGACUUUUUUGAAAAUCUGUUUCUCCAGAAACGCAUGACGCAUUUGUUUUUCUCCUCGUUUCCAAAUUGUCGAAAUUACCAUUUUUAUUUUCUCUCCUAAAUUAUUGUUGUAUGCUUGUUUAUUUAAUUUAAUUUACAUUAUAAUUUUUUUAGUUUUUACUCCCUGACUCUGUUGUUCUCUCCCGCCCACUGUAUUUACGAUGUAGUUGCCCGUCAUUACUUCACACCAUCGUAUCAACAUGUUUUCAUUUCUUUUUUCCUUUUUUUUUUAUGUUUUUAAAUCUUUUUUAAGUUUGAUGCCAUUCUAACAAACAACGGUUCUAAAAUGUUUCCUUUUUUUUGUUUUUUUGUUUUGCUUAUUUUCCUUUGGCCGGAAUUUCGUC
Molecule: messenger RNA, 2562 nt
Organism: Daphnia magna
Lineage: Eukaryota; Metazoa; Arthropoda; Branchiopoda; Diplostraca; Daphniidae
Product: homeobox protein abdominal-A
Exons: 1
Coding region: 912-1424 (170 amino acids)
Source: RefSeq, a predicted model, not a curated record